This is a messenger RNA of Aspergillus alliaceus, 2568 nucleotides long. RefSeq names its product putative Sin3 complex subunit (Stb2). Gene Ontology annotation, cellular component: Sin3-type complex. NCBI's taxonomy places the organism in Eukaryota, Fungi, Ascomycota, Eurotiomycetes, Eurotiales, Aspergillaceae. Bases 1 to 2568 code for a protein of 855 amino acids. The transcript has a single exon. The record is from RefSeq and is a predicted model, not a curated record.
AUGUCACAACCAAUGCAAAACGGCGCACAGGCUGCGCCUUCUACUACCACUAUCCGGCGUGAUACAAAACAAUCAGUUGGUACCAAAGAAAGUUCCCCACCCAAUAACGGCCCGGAUGGAGAGCCGUAUCUUCCUGGGCACCAGAGGCUCGUCUUUACCGAUCCUGUCGCGCUCCGAUACCUUGAAGAAGACCCUUUGACAAUUGUGUUGCAUCGGCGCCUAAUUCUCCAGGGCUAUGAGAUAUACAUCGUGGAGCAAUGGGCUUGCUCCAGGAUCCACCCUACUUUUAUUAUCACUACCUACACAGGAGACCCUUCGCACAAGGUGGUGGCUGGGUUGCUAAGCGUUCCCAAGGAUGAGUCAACAUGGUCCCCCCGCUUAAAAUUAUACUGCGAAGCAGUUACCGAAUACCAAGCACGCAAGAAAGAGACCCCAUUUGGUACUCUGAUGGUUACUGAUUUGAGCACUUUUCCGUCAGCUCUUACUGUCAUACCUGUGCCUGAUGGCGAUAUUCACAAGCACAAGGAUGAUUUUAUCGUGAAUGAAAACUUAAAACGGCUCAAUUGUUCAGGCCGGGCCGGCUUAAAAUUACAACCACCCACAGCCGCAACUGAAGCCAAAUUCCACCAUCUUUACCGGACAAGUGAGAGAGUCCCGCUCUAUUCGGCCGUUAUAGAGCUUGUGAAGCAGUGCCAGAUCGCCUUGAUGAUGUUUGGUAAUUUAGAGCCAGAGUAUGUUGAUGGAAUUCUAUGUGACGUGACGGAGGCAGCAAUUAGCGACUGGUGGACAGAAAUUGGCAUGGACCUAUACAAUAUUGAACCCAGCGAUGGUGUUCUGGGACCAACUACCGUGGCUGCUCUGUUGGGGACGCUCAUGGGAGCCCGGAAUCGUCUUCACGCUUUUGGUGCUCCGGUUGGAAAAGAUGCCUUUGAUAUCUCCAACUUGAAAAGAGGGAUUAGUAGUUUCCAGAAGUCCCAGAAGUUGAAACGGACCCGAAGACUAGACCGUCAAACAUUGGACCGGCUUCAUCGAGUCACUGCAAAGGCUGCGAAUGCAGAGGGGUGGACAGAUGCCGUGAAGUCGACUAUGGCCGAGCUGAGCGGACAUGGGGGCGAGAUGGUGAUGGGCAUGGUGCGGGGUCGGGAAAAGGGCGGUAUUGCCGAUAUUGAAACUCUAGAUGUGGACAACCUUGCACACUUGGUUACGGGCGAACGGGCAAAAUGGCUCUGGAGAGGAAAACCACGCAAGUGCGGGGUCGACAAUAGCUCUCCAGGUAGGCGCUCAGCUUCAAGCAUGAUGUUUACUACAGAUGACCAAGGGGGAUAUCUGUGGACGAGUCGAAAACGAAACUCACACGACGAUAUAAUAGCCGAGCGCUCUUAUCAGGUGCCAGAUCGUUCAGGAAGACAAUUAGAGCUAGUCAACACGCUUGAAGACAAAGAGCAGAACCUGGGUAGACUGGUACGACGAGGCGUCAGUGGAAAAGUGUCAGAUGCAAGAAUAGGAUUCGGCAGAUUCAAAGACGCAGUGGGUUUACGGUCAAACCCUCAGAAGACAAAGGAUGAUAUGGAUGUCGUUGGUGACGCAGCUUACCUUCCUCCGUUAGAAGGCGACACUGAAAUGGUCCCCACGAAAGUAGCUUCCGAUGGCGGUCGCCAACUCGCACCUGAAAGUAUUCCUGAUAGCGAGGUAGCAGCCCAAACUGAUGAAUUGACCGCCGAAACACCGCUUAACAACCUUUUACCGAAAUCAUCCGAUGCUAAACCUCCAGCCAUAACGAUCGAACCGGUAACAUCCAGCGAACCCUCCGAGCCCCCGCGGAAGGUGUCUUUAGCCCGGACAGAUGAAGAAUCACAAGAUCUAGAAAGGUGGAAGUCACGGUCGAUCGAUGUGCCUGCUGAACAAGAUCAGGCGUCGGAGUUCGGCAUCAUGUCAUUGCGCCGGCCGCAAAGCUGUGCCGGUCUUUACCGGGCAGACGAUAUUGGGCAUUUAGAUAAUUACUGGCCUCGUCAUCUGUCUUUCAGCACCAUCGAGGAGGUUGUCUUGGGAUGGGAAGAUUUGAAGGGAAAGGCUGGCGACUCUGAGAAACCCGAUGCCAGCUUGGAGGAAGCUAUCGCCGAGGAGGAUAUGCUAGUGUGCGACGCGCGAAUAUUCAACUCCAGAGUUCAAGGCCUACGCGAAGACACCGUUCCUUGGGUCGAAAGACAAGUUGAUUCAGUCGAUGAUCUGAACCGAAUCCUAUACGAGAUGCACGAAAGAGUCAAUACAUCAUACAUGAAGAGAUUGAAUCAAUACCAGGGGAUUAGAGAGAGAUCCAGUGAUCUCAUGUCGGAAGAGCAUUCUUCACUCACGGACAACAUGAGACGAGUCGAGAUGAUGAGCGCGAAAUUAGACUACGAACUUAACGUUUUGGGUUCCAAGAUCGAAGAUGUUGAGACUGGUCUAGGGGAGUUCGAGAGACACGUUGAUGAGAUAGAAACAAGGGUUAAGACUCUAAUUCGUGGUGAAGAGGAGAGACAAAGUUGCUCUUGGCUUUCGUGGCUAGGAAGGUUUACGGGGCUUUCGUAA